AUGCGUUGUGAUAAAACACUGGAAGAUGAUGGAGAAAAAUCGGUAACAAUCGAAGAUGUUACCAAGGUACUAGAUGGUGAAGAUAACAAUGAAGCAUCAGAUGAAGAAGUAUGUGUUAAAACAGAAGAACUUGGCAAGAUAGUUGAGCUAGUUGAAACAGAAUCACUUGAUGAAGCGGAGGUUGCUAAAGUAGCUGAAACAGUUGAAGUUUGUGAAGAAAAAAAGCUUGAAGAUGGGAUAGAAGAUGCAAAUUCUGUAGAACUAGAAGAAACCUUGGAAAAAGAAGAAGCAAAUGCAAUUGUUGAUGAAAUACUACUAGUAGUGAACCCAGAGCUAGAAGUAAGACUGGUGACAAUAGAAGAAGAAGAGGUGGGCAAGCUACUUGAAGAAGUAGUUGUUGAAGUUGGGGUAACAGAUGAAGAUGUGGAAGAAGAAGUAGGCACCCUACUUGAAGAGGUUGUUGAGGUAGUUGUUGAAGUAGAAGAGGAAGAAGAUGAAGAAGAGGUUGUUGAGGUUGUAGUUGAAGUGGAAGUAACAGAAGAAGAAGAAGAGGUAGACAUACUACUGGAAGAAGUAGUAGUAGAGGAAGAAGAGGAAGAAGAAUAUGUAGGCAUGCUACUGGAAGAAGUAGUAGCCAAAGUAGAAGAGGUAACCAUGCUACUGGAAGAAGUAGUUGCUGAAGUAGAAGUGGAAGAAGAGGAAGAGAAAGAUGCAGACAUACUAUUGGAAGAAGUAGUUGUUGAAGUAGAAGUGGAAGAAGAAGAAGAAGAGGUAGGCAUGCUACUUGAAGAGGUGGUUGAGGUAGUUGUUGAAGAUGGUGUAACAGACGAAGUAGAGGAUGUAGUUGAUGUACUAGUCUUAACAUCACAAUCACUACAGUUAAUACCUUCGACAACAAUACCAGCAGAAGAUAAAUAUGCAUCCAAGGCAGGCAAAAUUCUAGUGGAAUACCAAGGGACACCAGUUAACAUCAUUUGA
This is a messenger RNA of Arxiozyma heterogenica, 978 nucleotides long. RefSeq lists its product as uncharacterized. The record is from RefSeq and is a predicted model, not a curated record. Bases 1 to 978 code for a protein of 325 amino acids. The transcript has a single exon. Lineage: Eukaryota; Fungi; Ascomycota; Saccharomycetes; Saccharomycetales; Saccharomycetaceae.